UUUGAUAAAAUAGCCGUGGAAUUGACGAGAAAUAAAAGAAAAGAGAGAAAAAAAUAGUAAAAAUAAAAACUCAUGCUAUGAAUCUCUCUUCUCUCAGUUUUACCGCUCAGCAUCGUGUUGCUCCUCUAUAUUCUACACUUCCCACUGCUGCUACUAGGGGUAAAAGUGUGGAUAGUGUUGCAAUUGAAGGUCGUAAUCUGAAUUUUUCAUUCACCGCGAGGCAAAGUAAAGAUGUGCAGGCUCUUAGAGAUUGCUCUCUUCGCAUUCCUUCCGGGCAGUUUUGGAUGCUUCUUGGACCCAAUGGGUGUGGAAAAUCAACACUCUUGAAGAUUUUGGCUGGUCUAUUGACUCCAUCUUCAGGAACAGUAUAUGUGAAAGAACCUAAAAGUUUUGUUUUCCAAAAUCCAGAUCAUCAGGUGGUGAUGCCUACAGUCGAUUCUGAUGUUGCAUUUGGUCUUGGUAAAAUCAAUUUGGCCGAUGAUGAAGUCAGAUCUAGGGUGUCUCAAGCUUUACACGCUGUUGGUUUAGCUGACUACAUGAAGAGAUCUGUCCAAACUCUGAGUGGUGGCCAGAAGCAGAGGGUUGCCAUUGCUGGUGCUCUAGCAGAAGCUUGUAAGGUUCUGUUAUUGGAUGAGCUCACAACAUUCCUAGAUGAAACUGACCAGGUUGGCGUUAUCAAAGCUGUUAGAAACUGUCUGGAUACUUCUGAAGAAGUUACAGCAUUAUGGGUCACCCAUCGUUUGGAAGAACUAGAGUAUGCAGAUGGUGCAAUCUACAUGGAAGACGGAAAGGUAGUCAUGCAUGGAGAAGCAGCAAGCAUAAGGCGUUUCAUCGAAGCCAGACAAUCUGCCUAUAUUAACCAGAUUAAUUCUUAAACAAGUCAUCUUUGUAUCUGAAAAUAUGUCUUUUGUCAAGCAUUGAAACUAAACUCAGCAUGAUUGAAAGGUUACAUCACAGUAUCACAUUUGAUUUUUCUCCUUUGAAAAAUGAAACUCAGCACAAUUGAAA
This is a messenger RNA of Vicia villosa (hairy vetch), 1008 nucleotides long. RefSeq names its product ABC transporter I family member 10-like. The transcript has 6 exons. The record is from RefSeq and is a predicted model, not a curated record. Bases 78 to 875 code for a protein of 265 amino acids. Gene Ontology annotation, molecular function: ATP hydrolysis activity; ATP binding. Gene Ontology annotation, cellular component: chloroplast envelope; membrane. Gene Ontology annotation, biological process: transmembrane transport. Lineage: Eukaryota; Viridiplantae; Streptophyta; Magnoliopsida; Fabales; Fabaceae.